Molecule: messenger RNA, 9735 nt
Organism: Xyrichtys novacula (pearly razorfish)
Lineage: Eukaryota; Metazoa; Chordata; Actinopteri; Labriformes; Labridae
Source: the annotation of a GenBank genome assembly
AGCACUGUAGGGCUUUGGGGCAACAUUCAGGGCACCAUCCGCCAACCCACAUUACAUUGAUUAGUGUUUAUUUUGUGAUGACAAACUGUUUUUGGAUGUUUUCUUUCCUAUCGUGCAGGCUGAUUGCCACAUUUAGCAAAUGUGAAUUAUUGAUUAGGUUGAAACAAGUGAGAUAGAAAUAUGAAAUACGUGUAUAUUUUUAUUUUGUCAGAAGAUAAUAGAAUUAAGAAACAGAUGAUAAAAUAGAUGAGUGUUCAUUUUAAUUUUACAUUUGCAAUUGUAAGGUUUGAUUAACUUGGGUAUCUGUGUAAGUUAUUUCUAACAAUGCAAAUCAAACAGCGUAUCUGUAAUUCUCUGGAGACCGGAGUAUUAGAACGCGCCUAGUGCUUUCGCACAUUUUUGGUCUCUCUUUGCUUCCGUACAGAAGAGGAAAAACUCAAUCCAAGAUGGCGCUGCGCACGAUUUGUGCUGUGGCUUUUCGAAGUGGGACAGAAUUAGGGGUCAACAAUGCGAGGACAAUCACCACAACAGGUACUGUAAUCAUUUAUUAAAUUGUCUAAGAUUAUUAUUAAGAGACUCUCGUCUCGAGCUUCAGCAGUGUGUGUGCGGUGUGCAGAUCUCGCGCGCUGUUUGACAUUCAGCCCACAUACAAAUCUGUGACCAUUGACUAUUAUUAAAAGCAUAUGAUGAACUGAGUGGGAAGUAUAAUCCAAUUUACCUAUACGGUACCAGAUUCGGCUGUAGAACAUUUAAACAUAUCAGUGCUAGGGGCGUACUCAGGCACCCGUCGUAUGCCAUGAGGGACCACCACGCCAAAAAAAUGAUUUAUGAAGAUGUACCCUUUUCAUUCUUUUAAAUACCAUUUCGUAAACUCAUAGCUUUUCUAUCUCUUGUUGCACAGAAGGCAAAGGUAAGCUCUUUCAAAAGUGAGGGUGGACCGGUAAAAAAGUUUAAUCAGGAGCUGCUGCAGUGUUUUAACCCCUGAUAUUCAAGAAGGAUUUUAAUAACUUUCUGUCAAAAAAAGAGUCAUGUAAGAGGACACUUUUUAUGUUUGUAUAUUUGCUGUAAAAGUACCCAUAGAGCACUUUUUCUGUCACAUUGUAUCUACUCCAAGGGCAUCUAGUUUUGUUUUUAACCAUAGACUGUAGGACAGAGUCUGCCUCCUCGCUGGGUGAAGCCACUCCGAGAACAGCACCCUCUGAUGGUGGGCUGCAGUACAGGUCAUAAAUCCCGCCUCCGCCAGCAAAGCUUAUGGGACUGUGGACAAACUUUAGAAAUUUAUUACACAGAACAUAAAAUUUUCUCCCCCCUGUUUGUGAUGUUGACAUGUAGUUACUAUCCGACUGGUUUGUGCCCAAGUCCUUUUUUUCUGUACAGCUCCGUUUUUAAAAGUUAUUAGGGGGUUCAUGUUUUCUAUGAUUGACACCUGGUACGUACAGCCUAUGGGCGUUCAGGGAUUGCGUAGCUCUCCCGGGGGGAUACGCUGUUUGAGCCGAGUGUCAUCACAGGGACUCUCGGCGACUGCGCGGCCGAAUGCGCACAACGCUACUGCACAGCUCUGGUUUCAAGGAAGUGGAGAAAAACCCGGAUAUACCUAGAGCUUUUUGGCUUCAAAUCCGUAUACAGGCGGAAGGCGGAACCAGGUUGUCCAUCUUAUAUACAGUCUAUGUUUUUAACUCACUGGGAGAACGUCCAGAGGAGUGAUCGAGCAGUUACAGUUCAAUGGCUGAGACUGAUACUGAUUAUGAGGGAAUGGAUCAGCUGAUGGCUAAUAUAUAAUGCCAGUAUCACAAUUUAUAAUUUGUUUGGAUUUGACACAAUACAACAAAUAAAAAAAUGCUGAAAUAAAGUAAACAUUUGAUCAAACAAAUGCAAUAAUAUUUUGCUCAGUUCAGUUUUCUCACAGAGGACUUUUGGAUUCCUGAAGUUGUUUUUAAAAAUAUUUUUUAUAAGGUAAAUAUUGAAGUCUAAAAAUACAGCAUUGGACAAAUUCACAAUACCAUGCACAUCAAAAUCUAAAAUAAAUGGUUGUCUGACUUAGACAGUAACAUGUUUUAGAUGGUUUUCAAAUAUUAAUGGUUGUGCCACAGAUGUCUGAAAAUGCUAUAGAUAAACACAGUCAGUGGAGAUUUAUGAGAAGUACAAACUAACUGUUUCAAAUGUUUCCUGUAUAACAGCAUUCCUCUGCAGACGUAGACCUCCUCCGGGUCCAAUGCCAAAUGAAGACAUUAACUAUGAGGACCUGGAAUCGUUAACGAAGUACCGUAGCUACACUCGUUACCUAACAGAAGCUGAGAUAGCAAAGACAAAACCUGCCUGGUGGAAAACCUACAGAGGUUAUGUGGAAGCAGCUGAUCCUGAGCACGGUAAGGAAUAAAAGAGGGAGCCGGUGAAAGUGAUUGUGUGGCAGUGAGAGUUGGGUUCACAGUUUACAGGACUUGCACUUUGUUGCAGGUGUGGAGCGAGUUGACAUUGGACUGCCGUACUAUCGACCCUGCAGGACCAAAGAAGUCAGGGAAAGAAAGCAGGUGAUGAAGAAGAACAAGGCGAACACUGAAUUGGAGAGGGCUGCCCGACAGCGCACCUGUAAGUUCAAAUAUAUCUAUACUUAGAUUUUAAUAGUUGAGCUUUGAUGAACCACUAAAUCAAUUUUUCUUUUUGUCUCACCAGUGAAGAUCCCCCUCCAUCGAGUACAGGGGGCCUGGGAGAAAAGCAGCGGCCCCUUUCAAAUACAGAGACUGGCAGACCACUACGGCGUCUUCAGGGAUCUUUUUCCCAAGGCUUUUUUUCUACCGCAAGUUACGCUCCGCAUCAGCUAUGACCAGGACAACAGUCAUCAAGUGUUUCAUGGGAAUCGUCUGACACCCACAGAAGUAGAUCCAUUAAUGUCCUGUCUCAGUCAUGAGCUCUGAUUCAGUUCUGAAGCUUGGGGAAAUUUCCUACCUUUCCCUUAAGAUUUUUACUCUUUAGCUUCCUUUUAUAUGCUUACCUUCACCGUUUUAUUUACUUUGUCUCUGCUGUACUGUAUUUUACAGGCAGCACCUGUCCCUAAGGUCAGCUUUGAGGCAGAGGAGGGUUCCCUGUGGACUCUUCUGCUCACUUGUCCAGGUAAGCAUUAGCUGGAAGGAGGCUCAGAGGCCAAGUUCAGUAAGCACAAAGAUAUUUGAUUGGCAUAAACUUCUGUUUUUCACUUUUCUAGAUGAGCAUCUUCUGGACAAUGAGGCUGAAUACAUCCACUGGCUGGUGUGAGUACUUACAGAGUUACUCACUCGCUGAAAUAUGAAGGUCUUCCCUGAAAAAGUCAUUGGCCCUCAUUUAUCAAGCUUGUGCAGAUCUGAACGCAGAUCUGAGCGCAGGAUUCAUUGUACGAUAGGACACACGUGAGAUUUAUGAAAGGGUUCGUAUCUGACCAAUCCCAGCGUACGUAUGAUCGGGUCUUGAUAAAUGCGGCGGCUGAAAUCAAUCAUCAUUAACAUGUUUACUCCCUUAAAUAUUCGUGGUUCAGAAGCCUCGCCCACUGAGGUCAAACAUGAAAGAGGAGAUAUAUUAGAAUGAUGUGAAACUUUUCCGAGCUGAAAGUGGAUAUCCUCGUGUCUGUGGUGGAAACUAACAAGGAUUUGCUCUUUGAAAGCAUCAAAACUGGUAUAAAUGCAGUCCAGAAAACUUCUGCCUGGAGCAGGAUUUUGGUGGCGCUGAACAGCGCUGAUGCAGAAUAGUGGACCGUGGCUGAAGUUUGAAUCAAUCAUUAGUCAAUAAGUUGCUCAUGAUGAUAAAUUAAUAUCUCAUACAUGCCUCAUAUUUUUACGUUGCUCCUAUUAUGUAAAGUAUUUAGUUUUAACUUGUUGCGUCUUAGUAAUGUAGAGCAGAGUAGAGUCUGACAGAGGCUCAACAAAAAUAUUUAUUAACGUCACCAAAUGGUGUGUUGCUGCCCCUGAGGCACAUUUCUAUGGAUUUCUAUUGGAUUUUUAUCACUGAUUAAACAGCAAGAGCACUUUCUAAACUUAAACUUUACAUGUCAGAAUCCAUCGAUAAGGUCCUGUCUCCUCUGUACAGCACCUUUGUGGAGUCUCUCCUCGUUAUUGUUCUCCGGGCAUCAGGUCCUCACGUUGCACCGGCACAGCCAACGGCACUCCAUUCGCCAGAGCAACAUUGUGCAAAACUGUACCAGCCCAAAUGAUGUCCCACACCCUUUCAGGAGUGUACAACAACGUCCCCGCUGCUGGGCCAAGACAGAGACACCUGCCUUUUAGGAGUCAUACGCAGCGCUCCACAGUGGCGCGUGUGCGUGUAAUGUUAAAACAGCUCUCCUGCUCUGUGGCAGUGUUUCUGGGCAGAGUUAUCAAAUAGGCCUAUUCACUAAGGACGUAACAAAUUUAUUUUAUUUUAUUUUAUUUACGUCUUAAUCUUUAAUGAAAUCUGUCAGAUUGUGCUUAAUGACAGCUUUGAGGUUUGUAUAUCAAUUAUUUUGAGACAGACAUUUGCUGCACUGCAGAUCCACACUGACUCAAACUAGCAUACACGAUAUCAGACCUGUCGUGAGAUUUGGUCGUAGCGUACGCUCACGUGCAGAUUGAUAAAUGCUGAUCCUCACUUCAAAAUUGUCAUACGCAAGGUGUACGCAAGUUUUCUGCCGUACGCAAGCUUGAUAAAUGAGGGCCAUUGUCUGGAUGGCAGCAGAUGUUGCUCCUAAACCUGGAAGCUACCCAUAACAUGGACUCUGAUCCUCCCCAUACCUGCAGUGCUGCCUGAGGGCCUGAAGAUCAGGACCAUCCAGUCUUGGAUUUGGUCCUUGUCUCUAUUGUACAGAGAUUUCUCCAAAUUCUCUGAAUCUUUUAAUGAUAUUGUGAUGAAAUCCACUCAUUCUUUUACAUUUGACACUCAGGAACAUUAUUCUGAAACUGUUAAACUGUUCGCUUAUGCAGUCUCUGACAGAGGAGUGAACCUCUUCCAUCUUUCCUUGUGAGAGACUCAGCCUCUCUGAAUGUCCUUUUCAGACCCAGUCAUGUUACUGACCUGUUGGACAUUUACCUCAGUAGUUUGGAAAUAUUCUCCCUGAUGGUUCUGUACAGGCUUUUUCACAGUGUGUUGUUGGCAUCAUACAAGUAUGUUUUUCAUUUAAUCCAAUUUUCAGUUUCAACAUUUGAAAUGUCAGCUUUGCACCUUUAUCAGUUUAAUGUAGAGGCUAAAUGACUUUAAAACCACGAAAAGCUGUUCUUCUCUACAUAUUUCACUGUAUCCCAACUUUUAUGGGAUUGGGAUUUAUUUUUUAACGGUAAACAACAGGACGUGCUGGCUAUGUUGCUUUUACACAGAGGUUUUUAAGAUAAGAAUCAUGUGUAGGUGUUCAUCUGGUGAUAUGUCAGAAACACAACUUACUUUCUUACUUUGGAAUUAUAAUUUGUUCGAACAGAGACAAAAGUUUGAAGAACCGAGAUGUGCCAUUUACAAAACAUAGCUCUGAGUAAUCACAGACUUUUCAUUGUGAUGAAAAAACAGGAGAAUAGGUUUGAAUCUGAACCUUUACCUACCUGUUUGUCUGCAGGGGGAACAUCCCAGGUGGAGCGGUGCAGGCUGGAGAGGAGCUGUGUCAUUACCUGCCUCCCUUCCCAGCCAAAGGAACAGGUUUCCACCGCUACAUUUACGUCCUCUUCAAGCAGGGGGGACGUAUCGACUUUCAGGAGGACAUUAGACCGUCCCCAUGGUGAGAAAUACAUUUAAAGUACAGACAUGAAGCUACAUUUGUUGUUUUAAAAUGUCACAGGAACAGUAAAUAGUAAUAAUUGAACAAAUUCAGCAUCUAAUACAGUAUUUUUUCACUAUUUUUAAUGAAAGACGCAGUUGAAAUGAUUUGUAAAUCAUCAAAUUGUGUUUUUUUUUUAUCUUUCAGGAUUAAGUGUACAAAAAUGGGCCCUCUUUAAAGCUAUAGUGCAUAACUUAUAUCGCCCCCUAGAGGAUUUCUGCGUUAUUACAAAGAUAUUACCAGCACCUCAAUAUCACGUAUGGCCCAGUGAAACCCGCCCCUCCCCUUCCCACCGCCACCCCUCCACCACCGUGCGCGAUUCAACAACAUUUUUUUUUGCUUAUUUGAAGAAGUUACACAAAGCAACAUGGGCUACACACCUUGUAACUUACUGCUCAUUAGGCUAACGUUACACAAUGUGGUGAACACCAGGCUGCUAACAAUACAUUACAUUCAUAGCACCAUUUCCAAGAAGAUAAUAAAGUACUCGGUCCAGUACAUGUGACAGCAACACAUCCUGUUCAUAAUGAACUGAGUCACUUACUUUUCCAGCAGUAUCACGGCAACAUCGGUGUUGGACCUCAGUCCAAUAUCCUUUUCUAUCAGCGCUUUCCUCCCCCCUCCCUUCUUGUUUUCGGGUAAAACUGAGUAGAACACGUCAUCUCCUGUACGCCAGUGCGGGAAUGUCGCCCUUCGACACCAAAUACAAAAAGAACAAAUCCUGAAAAAUACAGUGAGUUGUUAGAGGAGCUGAACGGCUUCAUCAGUGUUGUAUCAUCUCCUCUUGUAGUGGCUUGGCUGAAACAGAUAUUUACAGACAUGUAGAAGUUACCCACUAUAGCUUUAAAAUACAUGUAUUUAUGAGUCUUCGAACUGAGGUUUCUGGGCCACCUCUCUAAAGGUGUAUGCCCUAAUUUGCCUUUGGUUAAUGUCUGUUUAUGCAUGAUGUGAAGACUCAGCUCAUGUUGGCUCUCCUCCUCAGCCACUCUCUGGUGGAUCGUACUUUUAAGACCGUGGAUUUCUACAGAAAGCACCAGGACAACAUGACACCUGCAGGCCUGGCCUUCUCUCAGAGCCAGUGGGAUGAAUCUGUCACCAACACCUUCCACAACAUAUUCAGUGAGUCAUGCUAGUGCUCAUGUUUGUUCCACUCAUAUUUUAUGAAAACAAAAUUUGUUUCCACAACAUGCAUCCCAAGACAUGUGUCACUUGUCUUAUAGUUCCCUGAAUUAAAUGAUUGCAUAAUAGUCUGUGUUAAAACACUAAAUCCUGUGUUGUGUAUUCUUUCCUUGCAGACAUGAGGGAGCCGGUGUUUGAGUUUAUCCGUCCUCCAGUAUACCACCCCCCACAGGUCAAAUACCCUCAUGGAAAGCCCCUUCGCUACCUGGACAGAUACAGAGAUGAAAAGAAGCACACUUAUGGGAUAUACUGAAGAGAAAACAUUGAUCACAGAACCGCAAAAAUCUCAACUCAUAGGUCCCAUGAAGGGAAAAACACAUUUCUUUAUUUAGGCAGAUGUACUUUACUCAACAACUCUGACAAUAGGGAACUGAAAGAGCCUCUUUAUUGUUCUAGAGCUCACCUACAGGCAAGGGCCAUUUAAAUUUGAGUCUGUGGUGAUAUAACGACAGGAAUGAUUUGUGCAGGCAGGCAUGCAAAACCUCAUUCCACAGGGGAUCUUAUUUUACCCUGCUUUCCUGUAGCUAUCCUAUGACACGGCCAACCACAUGAAGUCACACACACAGAAGACAAUUUUGAAAAUUUAUUUUUUGGAACUUAACUCAAAACCUCACCUAAAAAGACACCUGGAGCAUGUUGUAAACAGCUAAAAUACAAUAAUAUGGGGCCUGUAAUGUGUGAAGUAAUGUUUGCCAUAUUUAUGUUGAAAUAAAUAAAAAUUGUUGUAUUAGAAGAGAUUAUAAGACUUUUUGUAUGUCUGUGUAGUGAUGAGCAUGAUACUUUAAUUAAUGUCAAACCUGUAUUUAUUCGAAAAAGGACACUGAGAUUUUCCUAAUUUCUAAUAUAACUGAGAAUACAGAAUAUUACGAUAAUAAAAUGACUUCAUCACAAAAACUUUAAAACCAGUUGAAUCAAUUGUAAAUUGAAACUCAGUGGUGAGAUAUCAAAGUCCUGCUUUACGUCACAUUCACACCACAUUCACACUGAUGGCAGAGGCUGAUAUGUAAAGAGGCCAUCACUUUUGGAUUAAAUGCCAUUCACACACCUCUGGGCACAGCCAGCAGGGAAGGGUGGAGUCAAGUGUCUUGCCCAAUGAUGCUUAGGCAUGUUGACUGUAGGACCUGGAAUCAAACCCCUAACCCUGCAAUUUUGGGACACCAUGUACAAUUCAGUCACUGCUGCCCUUAAUCCCAUUUUCUGUUGACCUCAUUAAAGACUCCAUUUCUGAAGCUAAAGGGAAGUUUAAAACACCUCAGCCUACUGGACAUUUACUUAUUACGCUUUUCCGCCCCAUUUCCAAUCUACCAUUCCUGUCAAAGAUCUUAGAACAUGCCGUCGCCUCACAACUCACAGCCCACCUCCAAUCCAACAACCUGCUCGAACCGUUCCAAUCAGGAUUCCGCAACAAGCACAGCACAGAAACAGCACUGCUAAAAAUCACAAAUGACCUCCUGCUCACUUCUGACUCUAACCAACUAACCAUCCUCCUCCUCCUGGACCUGUCUGCCGCUUUCGACACCAUCAACCACUCCAUCCUCCUCAACCGUUUAUCAUCUGACCUCCACAUCACUGGCUCUGCACUCUCAUGGAUCUCAUCAUACCUCUCCAACCGUCAACAAUUCAUCCAUAUCAACCAGUGCUCCUCCUCCACCGCCCAGCUCCCCCAAGGUGUACCCCAGGGAUCGGUGCUUGGUCCCCUACUCUUAACCCUCUACCUACUCCCCCUCGGCAAUAUCAUCCGGCAACAUAGACUCAACUUCCACUGCUACGCCAACGACAUCCAGCUAUACAUCUCCUCCCGCUCCAUCUCCUCCACCACCCUUGCCACCGUCACCUCCUGCCUGAAUGCAAUAAAAACCUGGAUGCAUCACAAUUUUCUCAAACUCAACAGUGACAAAUCAGAUCUCAUAGUCAUCGGUCCCAAAACCCUCACCAAAACCACCUCAGACAUCUCCAUCCACGUUAACCAAUCCCAUAUCACCCCCUCUUCACUCGUCCGCAACCUUGGUAUCCAUCUCGACCCCAACCUCACUUUUGACCACCAUAUCUCCCAACUUGCCCAAUCCGCUUUCCUUCACCUGAAAAACAUUGCAAGACUCCGCCCCUUUCUCUCCCCAUCUGCUGCCGAAACCUUAAUACACACUUUCAUUACCACCAGACUGGACUACUGCAAUAGCCUCUUCUACGGUCUCCCCUCCACCACCCUCAACAAACUUCUACACAUUCAGAACUCCGCCGCCAGACUUCUCACUGGCACCCGCCCAUACAACCACAUCACCCCCAUCCUCCGUCAACUCCACUGGCUUCCUGUUGCCCACCGAAUUCAAUUCAAGAUCCUCCUCCUCACCUUUAAGUCCCGCCACGACCUGGCCCCCCCCUACCUGUCUGACCUCAUUGUCCGCCACACCCCGAACCGCCCCUUCCGCUCAGUUGACGCAAACCUCCUCUCACCCCCAGCCAAAAUCAAGCACUGUACCCUGGGGGACCAGGCCUUCAGCGUCUCCGCCCCCACCCUCUGGAACUCCCUCCCUAAACACAUCCGUGAAUGCCUGGACCUCAUCAGCUUCAAAUCUGCCCUCAAAACCCACCUUUUCACACUCGAUUUUAUUACCUGACCCCCCCUGACUCACCAUUAUCUCACCCCUCACAUCUGCCCCUCCCACCUGUAUCCUUUUAUUCUUUUUUUAUUCGAUUUUACCGUAUUUUUAGCUUGUUACUAUUAACCUUUGCCUCAUUGUAUUUUUGUUAUGUUUUUGUAAAGUGUCUUUGAGCUUCUGUAAAAAGCGCUAUACAAAUAAAAUGUAUUAUUAUUAUUA